This is a messenger RNA of Tetrahymena thermophila SB210, 1710 nucleotides long. Its product is annotated as ser/thr phosphatase family protein. The transcript is spliced from 9 exons. The record is from RefSeq and is a predicted model, not a curated record. NCBI's taxonomy places the organism in Eukaryota, Ciliophora, Oligohymenophorea, Hymenostomatida, Tetrahymenidae. Gene Ontology annotation, molecular function: hydrolase activity.
AUGAAACUCAAAGUAGUUUUUAUUCUAUUUUGUAUAGUUAUCACUUACGCUUCUGAACAAGAGCUAAGAUAAUGCGAGCCUUAAGGUGUUAAAAUAAGUUUAGGUGAUAAUAGGGAUAAAACAACUAAAUUAUAUUCUUUCAAAUAGAAAUCAUCAUCUCAUGAUUAUACAAUAACUUAUUUCUCAAAAGAAAAAUGUCCAUAGAAUUAUAUUAAGAUUUAUCAAACUUAAGAAACAGAAUUCAAAUUGUAUCCCAAAAUAACAUAUUUUAGACAAGACCCUGAUACAAUAACAACUCCUGAAGACUAAACAAGAGAUUAAGUAUUUGAAGUAUACAUUUAUGAGUUUUAAAUUGAUGUGAAGAAAUUAAAUUUAGAGGUGGAUAGUUUCAUAAAUUAUAGUUGCUUCUACUCGACUAAUAAUGGAACAAUCUUCGAGCAAAAAGGAGAGUAUAAAUUCUACAAUACUGAUUUUUCUAAGCUCUCAAAUAGAGAAGUAAAGGUACUUUGGGUAGCAGAUUUUGAUAUUGACAAAACAUAAAUUAAAAAAUUCAAUGGUAGAAAAUUCGGAUAUGAUAAUAUGAAAAGAAUAGAGAAAUAUAUCAAAAAGAAUAGAAAGCAAUAUGCUUCAAUCAUUGGAGGAGGUGAUUAUGCAUAUGAUCUUGUUGAUGAUAGUGGAUAAAGAGGUGCCAACUUUUUAAAAGCAGGAGAAUUUUUAUUCUCUUAAAUACCAUUUGUUACGAUUGCAGGAAAUCAUGAAGGAUGGUACAACUUUUAGUACUACAAUGCCUUUUUUAGAAAUCCAAAUUAUUCUAAGACAAAAAAUGAUUAUUACACACUAGAUUUUGGGAAUCUCGUAAUGAUUGGGAUUAAUACUAAUCGCUUUAUUAGAGAUGAACAAAAUAAAAUAAUAGGCUUAGAAUAGCCUUACUUUACAAAUCUUGUUAGCUGGUUAGACAAAACUCUUUAUUGGGCAAAUCAAAAUUAUUAAUGGGUAGUGGUAUUUACACAUCAAAACUAUUAUUGUUUUGAGGACAAUAUUUUAGGCUCAUGCUACAAAAAUCCAUAAUAAAUGGCUCCUUUAGAAAAUGUAUUGUUGAAUCAUAAAGUAGAUAUUUACCUUUCUGGACAUAUUCAUGCAUAUGAGAGAAUCCAUCCUAUUAAAAAUGGAUAAUUGCAAUUCAAAGAAAAUAGUUAAUGCAGCUUCAAUAAAUGUUCUGUUUACAAUUUACCUCAAGCUCCUGUCUAUGUAGUAGAUGGAACUGGUGGGACAAAACACUCCUUCUUUUAAGAUUCAGGAUAUGAAGGACAUCCUAAAUUUACAGCAUCUUCUGAUAGGCAUUUAGGCUUUAGUACAAUCACCGUUAAGAAUAAUACUCAUUUGCACUUUUAGCAUAUAUUGUCUGACACUUUUUAAGUUUUCGAUGAGUUUUACAUUUACAAACCUGAUUCAUCUAACAAUAGUCAGCAAAUUGAUACACCUGAAGUAAGUUAUGAAAGUGAAUUCGUAACUAAUAGCAGUGCAUCAAAUAUGAUUUACUUUAUAUUUAUAUUCUUAAUAUUCUGCUUGGCAUUUUUAGUAAUAUAUUUGUUAUACAGAAAGAGAAAUAACCCUUCAUCAACAAGCAGAUAGAAUUCAUACAAUCCAAAUAAUGCUUAUAAUUAAUAAUUCAGCAUGAAUUAGUAAAGAAAUUCGGAUGAUAGUCUCUGA